UUCAGCGGUUGCCAGAACUCGUAUUCAACAUUUGCUGAUAGCUCCGAAGCCUACUAUGAUCACUUUUUUACCAGUAUCGAAGAAGACCGCCUCCUGAAAGCGGAACUCAACCGACUCUUGGAGAAUUCAUCAUUGCUGCCUGUUGACACAAGUUUGACCUCUGCUCAAGAGAAGCCUUCCAUCGAUGAAGUGACUGGACGAAACUCUGAGCAAACGGCCUACGAAAACGCAGGUCCUUACGUGGUUUCAGCCACCAACACGGAAGAACAGCGUGUCUCCGAUCUGCGAGAGUCGAUUGUACAACAGCGCGACCUUUACAGAACUGCUUUUGUAGAGCUUCGAGCUCUUCGACCUCGUAUAGAACAUGCUCAACACUGCCUGGAGACAGCUAAAAUGGAUCUCGUGCGUGGCUUUGAAACCUGGUGGGCCAAACAAACAGGAAUAGCAGAAGAGUUAAUCCAUCCCACAAGUUGCACCGAUUCGAACUCGGAAAAUCAUCAAUUCAGCACUGCCACUCCCCUUGAACCUUCAUUGUCCCACUCUUUUCUGCCCAUUUCGUCAUCGCCGCGUCGAGCCCCACUCUCACUUUCGGCAACCCACUCGUCCUUCAGCCCACGACAGACAAGACAUUUGCACUCCGAUCAAAAGGACCGGCCGCCAACUUCAGAGGUAAAAGAGCAUAGCAACUAA
This is a messenger RNA of Protopolystoma xenopodis, 690 nucleotides long. NCBI's taxonomy places the organism in Eukaryota, Metazoa, Platyhelminthes, Monogenea, Polystomatidea, Polystomatidae. The record is from the annotation of a GenBank genome assembly.